This is a messenger RNA of Panicum hallii, 818 nucleotides long. RefSeq lists its product as uncharacterized. The transcript is spliced from 3 exons. NCBI's taxonomy places the organism in Eukaryota, Viridiplantae, Streptophyta, Magnoliopsida, Poales, Poaceae. Gene Ontology annotation, cellular component: chloroplast. Bases 97 to 654 code for a protein of 185 amino acids. The record is from RefSeq and is a predicted model, not a curated record.
AAAUGAAAGCAAACACUGGCCAUAACCGCAGCAUCGACAGCCGCGGGCGGAAGCAGAGGGCGACGGCUUUCAGGUACAUCGAGCAGAGGCCGAGAAAUGGGCGCGCUCUGUCUAGUCUUCCCGUCCACGCCGCCGUCCUGCCCAUGCGGCGCCGGCGCGGCCCGCUCGAGCGUGCCUAUGCUCGUGGCUUCGCCUUCCCCUUUCUCCCCGUCGUCCGCUGCCGUCGCCGGUACGCGGCUGCAGCUCCGCGGCAGGAGUAGGGGCCGGCGCGCCGGCGUGGCGAGGGUCGGCGGCGGGGGCGAGGGUGAGGGGGCCAAGGACGCCGGAGCGGCGGCGUUCUUUGGAGAGGACGGUGUGGUGGAGGACAUGGACGGGUACCUCGACUACCUGUCGCUCGAGUACGACUCCGUCUGGGACACCAAGCCUGCCUGGUGCCAACCCUGGACAAUAUUGCUCACAGGAACUGCUGUGGUUGCGUGUAGUUGGGUGCUCCAAUCGGUUAUAGUUACUGCAGGAGUUUCUUUUAUAAUAUGUGCAUGGUGGUACAUAUUUCUCUACUCCUACCCUAAGGCCUACACCGAGAUGAUAGCAGAUAGAAGAAGAAAGGUAGCCAGUGGAGCUGAAGAUACCUACGGGAUGGAGAAAAUCCAGUGAGGAUCACCAGCAGUGCUUCAGUAGAAUGCAGAGCUUUCUUGUUUCUAGCAUUGCUUGCUGAGAAUGGUAGUUAUAGAAUGAUUGGGCAGCUCAAGCUACCCCAGUUGUAUUCAGAUCUGAAAUUGCAACAGCAUCAUGGAAUCAUGCUGCCUUGUUUGUUCAAA